AAACUAAUUAUAACGAUCAAGCUAGAUCAAACACGAAAUUACUUCUGUAACUGCACAAUUUUCCGAAUCGUUGAACCAGGAAAAUGGAGUUAAAUUGGUGUUUAAAAACCUAUUCAUAUAACAAGUGAUUUACAUGCUGAUAUGACUUAGUUUGUUAUGAUGAGAUAAAAAGGUUUAUAGUGAAAGACAUGCCAGAAUUUAGAUACGGAUUAAAAGAUCUACCAAGGUAUUAGCCAGUAUUGAUUAGGAGACAGCCGAGAAACAGCAGUAACUUCUAACAACAGCGGCGGAUAUAUCAAAAAAUUAUUAAGACUUUUAAAGAUCGUGAAGUUGUACUAAGAAGUUCUUCAAAAAGAAUAAUAUUGCUGAAAUAAAUGCGUCACCAAGUUAUAUCAGACCGAUUGUGUUUUUAACCAUAUGUCGCGAUUUUCUUGAACAAGAAGUGAUUACAACGUAUUAAUCAAUUGGGCAAGUAAAUGUAUUUUUAUUGGAAAUAGGAGACUUCCCGCUUGAAAAAUUGGACUAAAGUUGGCGGUGCAUGAAUCAAAGGGAUUUUCGAUACUUCAUUAGAAGGAAUUGGUGUGUAUUGAACUUAGGCGAUGGAUCAGCGCUGAAGUGUUAUUAGGUGUUACGAUGUCAAUGAAACAACAAAUAAUGUCUUUAGAGGGAAAUUCUAUUUAUUCAGUAAAAUAUGUUAUGUUGUCAUUCUUUUUUGUUUUAAUUAUUUAUGAUAAAGUUAAUUGUUCAAAAUUUGAUGGAGUUACAGAUGUAAAUAAUAUAACAGUUGGAUAUUUAACAGUUGACAAAACGUUGAACUUUAUGCGAGGAAAGCAAGGUCGUGUUAUUUCUGGUGCAAUUUCAUACGCAUUAGAAUUAAUAAAUAAUGACACAAAUAUUUUACCUAAACAUCGAUUAAAUUUGAUAUGGGGAGACACUAUGGCAGAUACGUUAAUUGGAACUAGACUUUUGACUGACCAGUGGCGCAGAGGGGCAACAGUAUUUAUAGGUUUGGAAGAUAGCUGUAGUGUGGAAGCCAAAGUAGCUGCCGCCUGGAAUCUGCCAAUGAUAUCAUACAAAUGUGCUGAUUAUGAUGUCUCCAACAAGGCAGAGUUUCCUACCUUUGCUCGAACAUUUCCACCUGCAACACAGGUCGCUAAACCAAUUAUAUCACUACUUCUGCAUUUCAACUGGAAAAAAUUCACACUUAUUUUUGGAUCGCUUCAUAAAUCAAAGGUUAUUGCCGAGAAAAUACGGGAGCUUGCAGCUCAGAAUAAUAUAACAAUAAAUGAUGAACAAACGUUCAAUGAGCCUCAUAUACCACUGACUAUGGGGAACCCAUUCCCUGGAAUAGUUGAAAGAACAUUUGUUGAUACGAGAGUUUAUGUGUUUCUGGGCACGUACAACGGAAUAGUUGAUAUGAUGACGAACAUGUAUGAUAGAGGACUGCUCGAUACAGGAGAGUAUGUGGUCAUCUACUUUGAUCAUGAGACAGUAGAUACAAUAGAUCCAUUUAAAUACUACCGAAGAACUUCUGAUCCUCCUUUGACAAAGACCAAUGAGGAGGCGGUCAGAUCGCUACUUGUUAUCACAGGAAGUCCACCAUCAAAUCCAAAAUAUGAAGAUUUCAAGGAAAUUGUUAGUCGUUAUGGGGAGCGAGAGCCUUUUAGCUUCCCUAAUCCUUUCAAUUUUCAGAGAAAAAUAACGGUUUAUGCCGCAUAUCUGUAUGAUGCCGUGAUGUUGUAUGCUAAAGCUGCUCAUGAACACCUUGAAGAGGGAGGAGAUAUUACAAACGGAACAGCCAUUAUACAAAGAAUUCUUGGAAGCAAUUAUGUUGGGAUCCAGGGUUAUAUAUCUCAUAUUGAUGACAACGGUGAUGCCGAGGGUAAUUAUACACUAUUGUCCAGGCAACCAUACAAAACUAACCUGUCAGAUUAUUCAAUGAGGCCAGUUGGACAUUUUGAAAUGGACAAGAAUUAUAACGGUUUACCAGUAUUCAGAGUUUUACCAAGGAAGGACAUAUAUUGGGUAAACGGGGAGCCUCCAAUAUAUGAACCUGAAUGUGGAUACAGGGCUCAAAAAUGUAUUCCGCCAAAAACAUACACCUUAGAAAUAUUAGGCGGGAUUAUUGGUGGAAUAGCGUUGGUUGCAAUCAUAGUGGUACUGAUAAUAUAUAGGAACUGGCGUUAUGAACAGGAGAUUGCAGGUUUACUUUGGCGAAUCAACAGGGAAGACUUAAAAACAUCUGAGUCAAUGUCAGGCAAUGACAGACGCGCGAGUUUUGGGAGCAGGAUGACAUUGUCGCAAUUGUCUGUUGAUUCAAGGAUGUCGUUUACUCAAGUUUACGCACGGACCGGUGGAUACAAGGGUCAAAUAGUUGCCUUGAAGAUGUAUGAAAAGAAAAACUUAUACAUUAGCAGGAAGAUGAAAAAGGAAAUGAAAUUGAUGCGGGAUUUACGUCAUAGUAAUAUAAAUACUUUUCUCGGGGCUUGCAUUGAUCCGCCAGUGUUUAUUAUUGUAACAGAGUAUUGUACAAAAGGCAGUUUACUGGAUAUACUGGAGAACGAGGACCUGAAACUAGAUAACAUGUUUCUGUUUUCCAUUAUGAGAGAUAUUGUACAGGGAAUGAUAUUUCUUCACGACAGUGAACUAAUCUACCAUGGUAAUUUAAAAAGUUCAAAUUGUGUGGUAAACAGUCGAUGGUCUGUACAGAUCACAGAUUUUGGUCUGUUAGAAGUCAGAGCUGCAACCUACAAGAUUGAAGAUGAGCAUGCUUUCUUCAGAAAUUUAUUCUGGAAGUCUCCAGAAUGCCUGAAAUCGUCUGUACUCAAGGGCUCUCAAAAAGCUGAUGUAUAUUCAUUUGGUAUUAUUCUGCACGAGAUUUUUGGCAGGGCGGGACCAUACGGCUUCUGCAACAUGAGUCCAAGAGAGAUUAUAGAGAGAGUGAAGAACGACGGCGUGUUUGAACCAUUCCGUCCUAACGUGAGGUUGUUGUCAUGUGACAGCUUUAUCAUUGAGUGUAUGCAGUCAUGCUGGCACGAAAAUCCUGAUGAGAGGCCGGAUUUCCGUACAAUCCGUAAAGUGUUAAGACCUUUACGAUUUGGAGCAAAACGAAAUAUAUUUGACAACAUGAUGGCAAUGAUGGAGAAAUACCAGAAAAAUCUGGAAGAUAUUGUAGAGGAACGAACUACAUUGCUUAUUGAAGAAAAGAAGAAAACAGAAGGCCUACUUCUAAGAAUGCUACCAAAGUGUGUAGCUGAUCAACUGAAGCUCGGUGAGGCUGUGAUUCCAGAAUCGUACGACUGUGUUACAAUUUACUUCAGUGAUAUAUGUGGAUUUACACGCCUGUCUGCAGAAAGCACUCCUAUGGAGGUUGUCGACAUGUUGAAUGAUCUGUAUACAAUAUUUGAUAAUAUCAUUCGGCAUUUUGAUGUCUUCAAGAUAGAAACUAUCGGGGAUGCAUACAUGGUUGUCAGUGGAUUACCAAUAAGAAAUGGUGAUAACCAUGCUGGAGAGAUAGCGUCAAUGUCACUAAAACUGUUGAAGGAAAUCAAGAACUUCACGGUCAGGCACCGUCCCGACUAUAAAAUGUCACUCAGGAUUGGAAUGCACUCAGGUCCUUGCGUAGCAGGGGUAGUUGGUUUAACAAUGCCGCGCUAUACAUUAUUUGGUGAUACUGUAAACACAGCGUCCAGGAUGGAAACAAACGGAGAACCAAUGAAGAUUCACUGUAGCCAGCAAGUUAAAGAUAUCCUAGAGAAAUUAAGGGGCUACCAUAUGGAAUCACGCGGAAAAGUUGCUAUGAAGGGCAAAGGUGAACUACAUACAUACUGGCUGGUAAAAGAGGAUGAACAUGUUAGACAGGAAAGGAUCAAGAACGCUCCAAAGAUAACAGAAAUUUAUAAAAAUAAUUACUUCCAGCCAGGAACGCCCAAUGUUGCCCAUAGAUGCUUCAAUUCCAAUAAAAUGAAGUCAUCGCCACAAAAUUUCCUCAACAAAACAACGUGUAUCCGUGAACAUGAAGAUAAUCUUAAAGUGCCAGACUCAAAUAUUCUAGAACUUUUACGAGAAAGCGACAAGGCUCAUCCACGAGGUGAUACACAGAUGUUAAAACCCUUCAAUCAUUGUCAAAGGGAAAAUACCGGUAAUACAACAUCUCUUGGAGUAAACAGUAAUCACGUCACACUCAAGGCUCAGCUCAACGGAAUAACGACCGAUCUUUUCACUCGGUCAUCGUCCGGUUCUGACUUGACGUCACCGAAGCAAUGGACGCCACGUGACACGAACGGUAUAUUGAACGACGCCUCUAACGAAUCUGAGUGCUUGUUGAUCAGACAUCAUUCAGUAGGCCACAAACCCAAAUCAAGAUACGAAUUAACGGAGGACAUGUGUAACAACUAUUCAAUGAAAAAUGAUCAAAGGAUGAACAGGGAAGAGGAAAUAUCAAAUACGAAAGUAUAAUAACAGGCAUGUAAAGUGACCCUAUUUUGACCCUUUUACCGUUAUGCAAAUAAUAUUUGUACCAGAACCUUUGUGUUGAUACAUUGUGCCGCAAUAUGGUGAUGUUAUUUACACAAAUGUGUGCGUUUGCUAAAAUCACAUGAAAGGUAGUGUUUUGUUAUUCGUUAGGAUACAAGGAUCUUACAUGUACAUCAUUAACAAUUAUUUCAUAUAUUUGAAUUCCUGUAAAAUAAUAAGAACACAUCAUUUGCUUCAUAUAGGUUUUUUUAUUACAUUCUAUUACUCAUAAAUGACGUUUUGGCUAACAUUAAGAUGAAUUAUAAAUACACUGUCAAUUAAAGAUGAAAAUUCUAGAGUUAAACUAUGUACAUUCCAUUACUUAUAUUUUUACAUUCGAACGUUUUUAUAUUUAAUUCGUUUGUUGUUUUUUUAUUGUUUUUCUCUUCUUAUUCAUUUUUUUAUUAUUUUUUGUUUUUCGUUUUGUUUAUAUUUUUACCCUUGAACAGGAAUGUUUAUAUUUUAUUUGUUUAUUUUUUUAUUCAUCUUUUAUUCUUUAUUUGUCUUUUCAUUUUGUUCUUUUUCGCAAGGGAGGAAUCAUGGCUUGGUUAUUUAUAUUUAUACUUUUGUGGGAGGAGGUGUCAUUCCAUCUUAUACUUGUACAUCUGUGGUAACUGAUACAUAGAACAUUUAUAUAUGUGUCUAAAAGUGUAAGCUCGUCCAUCACAUGACUUGUUAUAUAUUAUUCUUGUUUUGUUUAAAUGAUGUUAUUUAGUAUUAUCUGUAAUAUAACAUGAUAAUGAAUUAUUUAACUGUUGGUAGAUUUACGCCAUCAUGUUACAUUUUGAUACGUCAUUUUAAUAAACUUGAAAUAGUGUGCCAUAACAUUCCCACGAUGUGUAAUGUUUAUCAUUUUUAUUUGUUUGGGUCGUCAGACCAAACAAAUAAUGGUAGCGAAAUUUCAGAGUCUAAUGCUGUUAAUUGCAAAUGCCUAAAGUAGUCCACUUUUUUGAUUCAUUACAGACCGACAUUCCUCACUUACCAGACAGAAAAAAUAUGCUUAAAACCAAUUCAAAUAAUGUUGCAUGGAUUCAUUUCACACUGCUUGCAGAAUGUCAAUAUGUAUGCCUUCGCGCUGGUGAAAGGGCAGUAAUACCAUGUCAUGAUAUAUAACUGUGCACGCGAUAUUCAUUACCUAUAUAUACAACGAUUAAAAGAAAUCUUUAAUGUCAUUAGGGCUUGAAAAGUGAGUGUUUAAAUAUCAAAUCUUAAUCUUCAUAAUUUUCACAUCUGACAUCUGACAAUGGUUCUGUUAACGUUUGCGCUACCGUGUAACUAACAAUCACUCAUGUUCAGAUUUGACUCCAUUAUUCAGAGACAGUGCCAGGUAUCCGUUUCAUGUUUUGGUUUUAUGUUUUCUUGAAAAAUCUCAUACCAAUUUAUUUUAAUUUAAUAUUGGGGUAGAUUCACUUGCGUAGUAACUUUUUUAACGAUAAAUCAUCAACAUUCUAUAGUGCUUCUUCAACAAAGUUGUAAAGUUGAAGGUAAUGUCAGUACGCAAUAACAAUCGUUUUAACUAAAUUAAUAAAUUGUGUCGCUUGUAUGUUCAGGAAAAUGAUAACAAAUCCGAGCAUCUUGCUCAACGUUAACCGGGCAUUCGCCAAUGCUUUUCCAUGACGGAAACAUUUGUCUAAUCAAUCCUCUAUCCAACUCAAACAUACAUUCUAUUAAGCUGACUCUAAGGUUUUAGUAGUGUGACAUAGCUGUGUCGAAAGUUUGAUACUGCUGUCUGUGGCGAUUGUUUUCUUGCGUAUUUAAUAUUUACGUAGGUUGAUAGAAAUUACGAAACUAAUAUCUAAUAAUUAAGCGCGCUUUACAAAAGCGGUAAAAGUAUUUCCAUCUUCUUUUAUAACGACGGGUAAGCAUCACCAUUAACAGAAAACUGCUUCAUAAACCCUAUAAAAUGGCAUCAUACGGUUUAUUCUUACAUCGGGGGUGUAAGAUGACAUUUUAAGCUAACCUUUAUGCCUGACAUUUGUUGUGUGAUAGUUGUUUUAUAUUGUUACAAUCAAUUUUACCUGUAGCCCAUAUAUCACUAUAAAGAUGUCUGCACAGUUCACCUUUAUCUUUUAAUUCUUGCACAAUUUAUUAAAUUCUUUAGCAAAACAUUUUUUUUUUACUUUUAUUAUUUAAUUUACAUUAAAAAGGUCUAGUAGAUGUUCAUGAAACGUACCACUCACAAACACCAGAUACUCUUUGUUAUCGGACAUCUCUUCAGAAAAUUAUAUUAUUGGUAUACAUGUGUGAAAUGCAGAAUUUUAUUUUAUGCUUUCAGUGGAUUACUGAUUUAUCCGUGAAAAUUAUAUUUGAUAAUUUCACAGUGAAAAUUAUCAAAAUAUAAUUUCACACUUUUCAAUGACGAAACUACUUUUUUAAGAUUUUCCCCAUGUGGUACCUCAAUUUUAUUUUUGCUGACUAUUCCGACAAUGCCAGGCUGCUUAAAGAAAAGCAAAGCUGAAAUUGAUAAAUAAUUUGCAUAUCAAAAUUAAGAAAAAGAAGAAAACUUACAGUAUGUCACUUCUAUUCAUUCAAAUUACCAAUCCUCAAAUAUCGUCUCUUUAAUUUUUUGUUUCAUUUUUACAGUCUGAAAAAUACAUUCCUUCAACAUGCAAAACUGCUCUUGAUGACAUUUGGGAAUAUUUAAGUAUCCUACGAGCAAUAACUGCCGUAUGCUUUAUGAAAACUUAAAAAGCAAUGGCAGCUUUCACUCGAAGAAUAUGUAAAAAACCCAGCGUUCGUAAGGCUUCCAAGUUUUCCAAUUUCCUAUCCACUUUUUUGAAUGUUUACACAUCUGUCAACACUUAUUUAUUGUCUGUUACAAUCCUCAAAUAAGUUUUCUUUCUUUUAAAAAGGUGUAUGGCUAACAAAUCCAAAUGAUAUCCCUCUGAAUCAAACACAAUUAUUUUCCUCCAGUGAAAUACACAACUUUAAAAAUGGCGGCCGUUUACAUUUAACAAAGCCAGGUCUAAUAUAAAUUCGCAGUCAGUAACAGAAAUAUGGAUGGAUGGUUGGACUUUUUCUCCUACUAGAAUUGUUUGUUUUUAUUAUUAAAACAAGCGAUCAGACAUAUUUUUUUAAUAAAAUGAAUACUAUCACUACCUUUUAACAUUGAUUGUGGAACUUUUUUUCAGCCCAUGACUUCUUGUAUUUAAUGAGAAAUUCGACUUUUUUUGAGGCUCUCAAUGGGGAAAACAGAUUUUAAUAUUAACGUAAAUAUUAAGGAAAUUUCGUUUUAACCUGUUUUUAAGCAUAAAAUAAAAAGAAAAUUUGUUUGUUUGUUGUGAAAGAUGUAAUUUUAUUUCAUCUCGU
Molecule: messenger RNA, 7824 nt
Organism: Ruditapes philippinarum (Manila clam)
Lineage: Eukaryota; Metazoa; Mollusca; Bivalvia; Venerida; Veneridae
Product: receptor-type guanylate cyclase Gyc76C-like
Exons: 22
Coding region: 634-4458 (1274 amino acids)
Biological process (GO): protein phosphorylation; intracellular signal transduction; cGMP biosynthetic process
Molecular function (GO): protein kinase activity; peptide receptor activity; guanylate cyclase activity
Source: RefSeq, a predicted model, not a curated record